GUUAUGACAUGUCUACAUUCAUCCGUCGGUACAGCCGCUAUCUGAAUGAGAAGGCCAUGUCUUACAGGCUGGUGGCUGUGGACUUUACCAAGAUGAAGAGAGGGUAGGAUGCACAAUAUUUCAUACAUCUAGUCUACAGUACCAGUCAAAGGUUUUCUUUAUUUGUACUAUUUUUUUACAUUGUAGAAUAAUAGUGAACACAUCAAAACUUUCCUUCUUGGUAAAAUAAGCCUUACACAGCCUGGAGGUGUUGGGUCAUUGUCCUGUUGAAAAACAAAUUAUAGUCCCACUAAGCCCAAACCAGAUGGGAUGGCGUAUCGCUGCAGAAUGCUGUGGUAGCCAUGCUGGUUAAGUGUGCCUUGAAUUCGAAAUAAAUCACUGACAGUGUCACCAGCAAAGUACACCCACACCAUCACACCACCUCCUCGAUUCUUUAUGGUGGGAAAUACACAUGCGGGGAUCAUCCGUUCACCCACACCGCAUCUCACAAAGACACGGCGGUUGGAACCAAAAAUCUCACAUUUGGACAAAUUUCCAUCGGUCUAAUGUCCAUUGCUCGUGUUUCUUGGCCCAAGCAAGUCUCUUCUUCUUAUUGGUGUCCUUUAGUAGUGGUUUCUUUGCAGCAAUUCGACCAUGAAGGCCUGAUUCACACAGUCCCCUCUGAACAGUUGAUGUUGAGAUGUCUGUUAGUUGAACUCUGUGAAGCAUUUAUUUGGGCUGCAAUUUCUGAGGCUGGUAACUCUAAUGAACUUAUCCUCUGCAGCUGAGGUAACUCUGGGUCUUCCAUUCCUGUGUCAGUCCUCAUGAGAGCCAGUUUCAUCAUAGAGCUUGAUAGUUUUAGCGACUGCACUUGAAGAAACUUUCAAAGUUCUUGAAAUGACCUUCAUGUCUUAAAGUAAUGAUGGACUGUCGUUUCUCUUUGCUUAUUUGAGCUGUUCUUGCCAUAAUAUGGACUUGGUCUUUUACCAAAUAGGGCUAUCUUCUGUAUACCCCCCUACCUUGUCACAACACAACUGAUUGGCUCAAACGCAUUAAGAAGGAAAUCAAUUCCACAAAUUAACUUUUAAGAAGGCAAACCUGUUAAUUGAAAUGGAGGAGAGGAUUGAAAUUUGUUUAACACUUUUUUGGUUACUACAUGAUUCCAUAUGUGUUAUUUCAUAGUUUUGAUGUCUUCACUAUUAUUCUACAAUGUAAAAAUAAAGAACUUUUGACUGGUACUGUAUUUCACACUGUCCUGGGCUGGCCUGGUUCCACAACCACCAUAGUUCCUGGAACGUGCUGGAAAGGAAAAUGUGAAAAGAAAGUAUCCAAGCAGCUUAGGACGUUUCAGGUUGGUUCUAUAGUGUGAUUCGGGUAAAAUAUUCCUUAGCAACCCGUCAGAACCAGCUAAUCCAGUUUUUUAUUCUAGAAAGAGAAAGACUAAGUAAAAAAUGUUGGUGUGUGUGUAUGUUCCAGGAUUGACGGUGUGAUGCGUACCAUGAACAUAGAGAAGCUCAUAAAGACCCUUCCUAUAAUCCAGAACCAACUAGACGCACUGCUAGACUUCCAGGUAACAGGGUGUGUGUGUGUUUGUGCGUAUAGAGGAGGCGUGUGUGUAUUCAAUGGAAUGUGUGCGUUUCCAAUGGUGGACAUGGGUGUCAGGUGUGAGAUGAAAUGUUUAAGUUAUUGAUGUUCUUUAGAGGUUGAGAUUAUUUUUUUUUAAAUGCCUCUCUUCCACCCUCUGUCCAGGCCAACCCUAAUGAGUUAACUAACGGGGUGAUCAACUCAGCCUUUAUGCUGCUGUUCAAGGACUCCAUCCGUCUGUUUGCUGCCUACAACGAGGGCGUCAUCAACCUACUGGGUAAGGACUGGUCUAGAAUCAGAUUUAGAUCCUCCAACCUCCUGGGUCAGGACUAUUGGGACUGGUGGGUAUUAUCAUAGUAUAAUAGAAUGGUUCAUUCUAAUUCUAUGGGUGUUAUCCUAUUCAUAUUAUGUGGGUUCUUCCAGGGCAUAGCACAAGGUUCUUGUAUCAAUUUGAUAUGAUUAAUUAUGUGAUGUUAGCCUCAGACAGUGAAUGCCCUGUACAGUGUUUUUAUAGGCGGCUGUGGCUGAGUGUCUUUUGACAGGUUGAGAUGUAUUUUUGAAGUGCUAAGUGUUCCUCUGUCUCCUAUCACUCUCUACUAAUGGCUUCUUUGUACUCUCCUCUUCUCACUCAUUCUCUGUCCUUUUCUCGCAUUCUCUUUCGCUCUCUCUCACACUUUCUCUCUGUCACUUUCUCUCUCUCAGAGAAAUAUUUUGAUAUGAAGAAGGGUCAGUGUAAAGACGCAUUGGACAUCUAUAAGAAGUUCCUCUACAGGAUGACCAAGCUGUCAGAGUUUCUCAAAGUAGCAGAGGUACACACACCUGCAUGCACGCGGACACACACGCUCAACAGUUUCCCGUGUGUAUCAAGAAUGGUCCACCACCCAAAGGACAUCCAGACAACUUGACACAACUGUGGGUGGGUGCGCAACUUAAUAUUAGGAAGGUGUUCCUAAUGUUUGGUAUACUCAGUGUACAUACUUUAACUUAUUUACUUGUAUCUCUUUUUUGCCCUUUUAAGGCAAGUCAAAACACAUAGCCUGCCGGGACAUACCCUAUUAUAUUUUUAUGUCACGUGUAGCAUUCUUAGACAAAGAUGAAAUCAUGUAUGAGGAAGUUGUCUGUAGGUUGUUUUUGUCAUAUCGACUCGUGCUGGAAUGUUGCUAUGUGACACAGGGCAUCAUGCAUGCUAAUGUGUUUCCCUAAAUAUAUGUUGGAAACUUUCCUGGCACUUGGAGCCAAUGAAACUGAAUGAAAUGAUUUGAAUAGUUAUGCUUCUUGAUUAUAUCUUGUAUUACAUAAUCUCACCCACACACAUAAACAUAGACAUCAUACAGGCACACACACCCACCCUCUCUCUCUCUAUACUCACACACACAGUCUCGGUCCUGAUUUAAAUGUACUUGUAAAUCAGAGACAAGGUUUAAAGAUUGCUGUCCAUCAGAUUCUCAACCAAAUUUACUGAGCAUUUGCAAUUAUGACAAAAUCAAUGGAUAUAUGAUGCCCUAACAGUUGUGCAAAGUUGGUAGAAACUUAUUCAAACUUAUUCACAGCUGUAAUGGCUGCCAAAGGUGCAUCCACCAAGCAAUCAAUACAUCUAAUUUUGUAUUAAAUUGGAAAAUGUUCGAUAAUAUUUCUUUCACUUUGAAAAUGUGGAGUAAUCCAAUUUAAUACAUUUUUUCAUUUAAUAUUAAGCCUGUGCAAUGGGUGUGUAAACUUUCACUGUUCCAAUGUUGUUUUGGGCUCCAGCCUCACAUUAUUUCAAUGUUGUUUUUGGGCUUUUUAAAUGUCUGUUCAAUUGCUCACCAUUCAUUUGCCACACCCACACCAUGUCUCGUCUCUCAUUGGUCAAUCACAAGACACUCAACAUUGUCCAAUCAUAUUCAUCGAUCCAGUUGUCAGCAUGUUUGAUGGAGACCCUUGUUUAUUUCCGUUGUGUUUACGUUGUGUACAGAGGGUGCGUCCCAAUAAUCUCUUCUUUCUCACGAAGUGUGCACUUGUUGGAUUCCCUUCAUGGAUUUGAAGGGAAAUGACUGGUAUAUGGAAACGCGCUUCAGCCCAUGCCUACACCAAUCUAAUGCGUAUACAUUUUUGUGGAGUGGUGUACGAGUGCACACUUCAGGAAGAAGGAGAGGUUAUUGGGACGCACCCACAGUAGUCACUGCAUGGAAGUAAUGAUUCCUUUUAUUUAUUUUAUUUUUUUCUUAUCCCCCUGUUGUUUUUUCCGUUGGCCCGUUUGUUUGUUUUCCGUUGGGUGUUUGUGACAACAGCAAGUUGGAAUAGAUCAGGGCGAUAUCCCCGAUCUCUCACAGGUCAGUGUACAUUUCCAUCUCUUUCUCUCUUCUGGCUCCACCUACAUGCUUUCAUCCCUCCAUUGAUUCAUCUGUCUAUCCAUCCAUUCAUUCAUGUUACAGCCGUCAGCCUCUUUCUUACUGUACAUAUUCACUCCCUCUCUCCUCCUCUCACUUGCUCUCGCUCUUUUCUCUGUACUCACUAAAUCAUUCACUCAUCUUUCUCUUUGUCAAACUCUUAACAAGUAACCAUGUCUUCUAACUUCGUCUUCUACUUUCCCUAGGAAUCUGUUGGUUCAAUCGAUUUAGUAUUUAUUUUUCAAUGGAGUAUUGACAAUGUAGGCCCAAAUAGGCACUUGUAAAGAAAGUACUUUACUGGCUAUAUAAAUACCAAUAACUUAAGGCAUCAAGCUCGAUAGUGAUGCGAAAUUAAAUAUUGGAUUUUGAAUUAAACAUAAUUCCCAUUCCCAGUAUACCAUUUAAAAUAGUUCCUUUAUCAUUCUCCUCCACAGACCAUUAAAGGAUCAUGCAUUGUAGGUGGUGGGUUACUUAUUGUAAUGCUCUUAACCCUAGCAUCCCUCCCCCUAAAGACAUUUCACUGUACUAGUGCACGUGAUAUUCAAACUUGAAACUAUUAUACUGCAUCUCCCCUCCCCAUACAGUAUAUACUGAGUUACAAAUUGUUGACUCACCAUAGCUUGUGCUCUCUGGCAUUUUGACCUACCCACCUGGGUUUGCAUGUAGCCUUCGCCCCCUCACAUGCACGCAUGUAGCCUUGCCCCCUCUUACACGCACGUGCACACAUGUAGACAGACACACUUUGGCCCCGAGUGGCGAAAAAGGUCAACCAUAUGAAUGAAUUAUGGGAAACGUAUCCUCUCCUCCUCCCACCAUUCAGACAUAGGCCUAUGAUAAAGAAAGCAUUUUAGGGAUUUUUGACGUAUUCAUUUAAACUAUAUUUGACCCCCUGAUUAUUACAUGAAUGUAUAUGUAUGCUAUGCAUUAACGCAUCAUCAUAGUCGUAGCUAUGGAAUCAAAAGAUUUCUUUCUUCAAACGUAACAGAUCUGGUUUUGAAACAUCUUGAAAGAUUGUCGGGGGAAGACUAGUGAUCAAAAAGGAAAAAAAACUAUUCCCCCCUUUUCUAUUACUUUGCUCCUUUGUUCUCUCUCUCGCUUUCUUUCCUCUCUGUGUGUCUGGUGGAAUGUUUGGGGAAUACGUACAGGGUUCAGUCAGAGUUCUGUGCUCAGUCUGUUCUAACUUCUGUGCUUUUUUUGUAAGAGGGAAUAGAAUAGUGUGUGUGUCUGUGCUAAUAUUAUUGACGUCUGAUUUGGUUUCUAAACAAUCUAAAGAUGGUCUACUUUUGACAACAGCCCCAUAGAUCUGUCACGUUGAUGUCACAUAGGGCUCCAGUCAAAAGUGAUGCACUACACAGGGAAUAAGGUGCCAUUUGGUACGCAACCUCCCAUUUGAAUGAAUUUUCUCUUGGAAUGUGUCUCAAAUGGCACCCGACUCUCUCUCUAUAGUGCACUACUUGUGCGUAGGGUGCCAUUUGGGACGUACCCUUAGUAAAAGGCAGAGCACCAGCCUUGCCCAACUAGGCUAUGCCCUCUCAGGAUGUUGUUUAGAUGUUGGUAUGAACCAGACAGGACAGAAUGUGAUGUGUCUGCAUGUUUCUCAACAACCUCUACUCCGUUCCUUCCACUCCUCUAUUCCGUUCUCUCCUCGUUUUUCUGUUUCCCAAAACGUGUUAUUAUUAACCUACUAAUACUGAGCGCCCUAUUCCCUAUAUAGUGCCCUAUGGGCCCUUGUCAAAUGUAGUGCACUACGAAGGGAAUAGGGUGCCAUUUGGGCCGAAGACUUAGUUGUUCUAUUCUGGGAAAGUGAUUCAUUGUGGGUCGACCUCUGGGACUAACAACCAUGUGUGCGUGUGUUUAUCAAUGUGUGUGCGUGCGUGUGUUUAUCAAUGUGUGUGCGUGCGUGUGUUUAUCAAUGUGUGUGCCGUGUAAAGAGGUGAAUGAGUGCGUCAUGUCAUAUGAAAGAGAGGAAGAGCUGGUUCUGUCUCUCACCCCCCUCCCCUCAUCUAUUUCUCCCCCUCUCCUCCUUCCAGGCUCCUAGUAGUCUCCUGGAGGCUCUGGAGCAGCACCUAGCCUCUCUGGAGGGGAAGAAGACCAAGGAACUCACCGCUGAUACCAGGUACUGGACUGGCUAGACACAACUAACACUUGGUGAUAUACUUUACCGUAAAAACUGUUAAAGUAGCACACCUAGUUAUCUUACUGUAAAACUUGUCUCCUCCUAAUACCUCUCUUCUCGCCUCUGUCCACUCCUCGCCUCUGUCCAACUCGGUGUCACACACCUACACACAACUCUCCUAUAACCUCUCUACAAUUCUCUGCCCCCACCAUAGAGCAUCCACCCUGUCCAGUGCGGUGUCGUCUCUGUCCAGUACAGGCAUGUCCUUCAGCCGCAUGGACGAGAAGGAGAGACAGCAGGCCCUAGAGGAGGAGCAGGCCAGACUGCAGGCCCUCAAGGUACAGGUAACACACCAUUACACUAAUACAUAAAAUGAUACUACACCGAUGCAUAAUUUUACACAGCUACCCUAACCACCACUACACUGGUGGACAGGGGGAGUUAAAUAUGUUACUACAUCGUUACAACAAAUUACACUUCUACACAAAAUGACACAACACCCUUCAUAUUCAGAUUUAACUGCCUGAAAACAGGGUGUCCACGUGCCCUUAAAAGGUCUUACAUUAAUUUCUGAUUUAAAUCUUUAAAUGUCUUAAGUUCAGUUUUCAAAGGUCUUACAAAAUGUGACGGUGAUGACUAAAGUGUUUCCGUUAUAUUGUGCUUAAUUGUUGCUACCCAGACAAAAAAUUUAAAACUAUUGAACAUCAAACAAUACUCUAGGCACAUUUGCAAGAUGUUGGAGAGCUAUUCAACCAUAUGUGCGCCUCUGUGUGUAUACGUAAUGUGCGUGUGCCAGUGUGGUUCGGACCAUUGCCAGAGGAAAGCGCAAGGCAGCCUAUAAUUUGAUAGACAACAACACUAACUAGAGUUGGGACGAUAAACUGACAUUUACUGACACCGACAUUGCCCUCUUACCAAAUACAUUUUGGUGAUUAGGCUACACAAUGUUCCUGCUGAUUUUUCUGGGUUAGAAAAUCAUUAUUUGGUCAACAGUAAUGUGCAUUAACCUGCUUCCUGCAAUGAAAGUAUCUGCCGUUUCGCUUCUGGCUCUCACUCCCACUACCCCCGUGGCGUGGGGGGAGAGAAGCGCAAGCAUACUGAUAGUUUAGCAACAUUUUCGAAUGUAAUUGCGGAAAACACCGUUUUUAUGUCUCAGCUUUAUGUGAGAAAUUACACCACUUUACAAACUGAGUACAGUACCAGUCAAAAGUUUGCACACACCUACUCAUUCAAGGGAUUUUCUUUAUUUUUACUAUUUUUUACAUUGUAGAAUAAUAGUGAAGACAUCAAAACUAUGAAAUAACACACAUGGAAUCAUGUAGUAACUAAAAAAGUGUUAAACAAAUCAAAAUAUACUUUAUAUUUGAGAUUCUUCAAAUAGCCACCCUUUGCCUUGAUGACAUCUUUGCACGCUCUUGGCAUUCUCUCAACCAGCUUCACCUGGAAUGCUUUUCCAACAGUCUUGAAGGAGUUCCCACAUAUGCUGAGCACUUGUUGGCUGCUUUUCCUUCACUCUGCAGUCCGACUCAUCCCAAACCAUCUCAGUUUGGUUGAGAUCAGGGGAUUGUGCAGCACUCAUCACUCUCCUUCUUGGUCAAAUAGCCCUUACACAGCCUGGAGGUGUGUUGGGUCAUUGUCCUGUUGAAAAACAAAUGAUAUUCCCACUAAGACCAAACCAGAUGGGAUGGCGUAUCGCUGCAGAAUGCUGUGGUAGCUAUGCUGGUCUGCCUUAAAUUCUAAAUAAAUCACUGACAGUGUCACCAGCAAAGCACCAUAACACCACCUCCUCCAUGCUUUAUGGUGGGAAAUACACAUGCGGAGAUCAUCCGUUCACCCACACGCGUCUCACAAAGACACGGCGGUUGGAAUCAAAAAUCUCCAUGACUUGAUAAUCCUAACAGUAGAGCACGUAACAUGUUGGGGGGCAUGCAAUUCCGUACCAUGAUUAGCUGUUCAGGAGUCUUAUGCUUGGGGUAAAGCUUUGAAGUCUUUGACUAGUUGCACUCCUACCGCUUGCGUGCGUCGCAAAGAACAGUCUAUGACUAGGUGACUGGAGUCUUUGACAUUUUGAGGGUCCUCUAUCACCCGCCUGGUAUUCCUGAUGAAGGGAGCUUUGCCCCAGUAUACUGGCCGUACGCCUACCCUUGAGUGCCUUGCGUCAAGGCCAGCAUUGCCAUACCAGUGGUGAUCACCAGUCAGGAUGCUCUCGAUGGUGCAGCUGUAGAAUUUUUUGAGGAUCUGAGGACCCAUGCCAAAUCUUUUUAGUCUCCUGAGGGGGAAUAGGCUUUGUCGUGCCCUCUUCACGACUGUCUUGGUGUGUUUGGACCAUGAUAGUUCGUUGGUGAUGUGGACACCAAGGAACUUGAAGCUCUCAACCUGUUCCACUACAGCCCCGUCGAUGAGAAUGGGGGCGUGCUCAGUCCUCUUUUUUUUCCUGUAGUCCACAAUCAUCUCCUUUGUCUUGGUCACGUUGAGGGAGAGGUUGUUGUCCUGGCACCACACGGCCAGAUCUCUGACCUCCUCCCUAUAGGCUGUCUCAUCGUUGUCGGUGAUCAGGCCUACCACUGUUGUGUCGUCGGCAAACUUAAUGAUGGUGUUGGAGUCGUGCCUGGCCAUGCAGUCAUGGGUGAACAGAGAGUACAGGAGGGGACUGAGCACGCACCCCUGAGUGGCCCCCGUGUUGAGGAUCAGUGUGGCAGAUGUGUUGUUACCUACCCUUACCACCUGGGGGCGGCCCGUCAGGAAGUCCAGGAUCCAGUUGCAGAGGGAGGUGUUUAGUCCCAGGAUCCUUAGCUUAGUGAUGAGCUUUGAGGGCACUAUGGUGUUGAAUGCUGAGCUGUAGUCAAUGAAUAGCAUUCUCACGUAGGUGUUCCUCUUGUCCAGGUGGGAAAGGGCAGUGUGGAGUGCGAUAGAGAUUGCAUCAUCUGUGGAUCUGUUGGGGCGGUAUGCAAAUUGGAGUGGGUCUAGGGUUUCUGGGAUUAUGCUGUUGAUGUGAGCCAUGACCAGUCUUUCAAAGCACUUCAUGGCUACAGACGUCAGUGCUACGGGUCGGUAGUCAUUUAGGCAGGUUAUCUUAGAGUUCUUGGGCACGGGGACUAUGGUGGUCUGCUUGAAACAUGUUGGUAUUACAGACUCAGUCAGGGACAUGUUGAAAAUGUCAGUGAAGACACUUGCCAGUUGGUCAGCACAUGCUCGGAGUACACGUCCUGGUAAUCCGUCUGGCCCUGCGGCCUUGUGAAUGUUGACCUGCUUAAAAGUCUUACUCACAUCGGCUACGGAGAGCGUGAUCACAUAGUCGUCCGGAACAGCUGGUGCUCUCAUGCAUGCUUCAGUGUUGCUUGCCUCGAAGCGAGCAUAGAAGUGGUUUAGCUCGUCUGGUAGGCUUGUGUCACUGGGCAGCUCGCGGCUGUGCUUCCCUUUGUAGUCUGUAAUAGUUUUCAAGCCCUGCCACAUCCGACGAGCGUCAGAGCCAGUGUAGUAUGAUUCAAUCUUAGACCUGUAUUGACUCUUUGCCUGUUUGAUGGUUCGUCGGAGGUCAUAGCGGGAUUUCUUAUAAGCGUCCGGGUUAGAGUCCCGUUCCUUGAAAGCGGCAGCUCUACCCUUUAGCUCAGUGCGGAUGUUUCCUGUAAUCCAUGGCUUCUGGUUGGGGUAUGUACGUACGGUCACUGUGGGGACGACAUCAUCGAUGCACUUAUUGAUGAAGCCAGUGACUGAUGUGGUGUACUCCUCAAUGCUGUCUGAAGAAUCCCGGAACAUGUUCCAGUCUGUGCUAGCAAAACAGUCCUGUAGCUUAGCAUCUGCGUCAUCUGACCACUUUUUUAUUAGCCGAAUCACUGGUGCUUCCUGCUUCAGUUUUUGCUUAUAAGCAGGAAUCAGGAGGAUAGAGUUAUGGUCAGAUUUGCCAAAUGGAGGGCGAGGGAGAGCUUUGUAUGCGUCUCUGUGUGUGGAGUAAAGGUGGUCUAGAGUUUUUUCCCCUCUGGUUGCACAUUUAACAUGCUGGUAGAAAUGAGGUAGAACGGAUUUAAGUUUCCCUGCAUUAAAGUCCCCUGCUACUAGGAGCGCUGCAUCUGGAUGAGCGUUUUCCUGUUGAUUAAUGGCCUUGUACAACUCAUUCAGUGCAAUCUUAAUGCCAGCAUUGGUUUGUGGUGGUAAAUAGACAGCUAUGAAAAAUAUAGAUGAAAACUCUCUUGGUAAAUAGUGUGGUCUACAGCUUAUCAUAAGAUACUCUACCUCAGGCGAGCAAAACCUUGAGACUUCCUUAGUAUUUGAUUUUGUGCACCAGCUGUUGUUUACAAAUAUACAGAGACCGCCACCCCUCGUCUUACCCGAGUCUGCCGUUCUGUCCUGCCGAUGUAGCGUAUAGCCUGCUAGCUGAAUGUUGUCAUUGUUGUCGUUCAGCCACGACUCCGUGAAACAUAAGAUAUUACAGUUUUUAAUGUCCCGUUGGUAGGAUAACCGUACUCUUAAAUCGUCCAUUUUAUUCUCCAAAGCUUGAACGUUGGCUAAUAGGAUUGAUGGGAGAGGCAGUUUACUCGUUCGCCGUCGGAUCCUUACAAGGCACCCGGAUCUGCGUCCACGAUAUCUCCGUCUCUUCCUCACGCGAAUGACGGGGAUCUGGGCCUUGUCGGGAGUCUGUAGAAUAUCCUUCGAACGCCUCGUUGAAGAAAAAGUGUUCGUCCAACGCGAGGUGAGUAAUCGCUGUCCUGAUAUCCAGAAGCUCUCUUUGGUUAUAAGAGACGAUGGCAGAAACAUUAUGUACAAAAUAAAUUACAAAUAACGCGGAAAAACACACAUAAUAGUACAAUUGUGUACUAUUCACACGGUCUCUGUAUUAUUCAAUUGUGUACUGAUUCACACGGUCUCCUCUGAACAGUUGAUGUUGAGAUGUGUGUUACUUGAACUCUGUGAAGCAUUUAUUUGGGCUGCAAUUUCUGAGGCUGGUAACUCUAAUUAACUUAUCCUCUGCAGCAGAGGUAACUCAGUCUUCCGUUCCUGUGGCGGUCCUCAUGAGAGCCAGUUUCAUCAUAGCACUUGAUGGUUUUUGCGACUGCACUUGAAGAAACUUUCAAAGUUCUUGAAAUGUUCCGUAUUGGCUGACAUUCAUGUCUUAAAGUAAUGAUGGACUGUCGUUUUCUCUUUGCUUAUUUGAGCUGUUCUUGCCAUAAUAUCGCUGAACGUUUCACAUACUCAAGCUGUUAUUACGAGGCAGUGGGGAAAAGUAAAACAACUUCCUGGGCACCGCAGGUUCUGGGUUCUGGGUCGUUUUGUGCUUGAUUGAUAUGACCGCUGUGUGUGCAUUUGUCUGAGUUUAAUUUCAUGGGUCAUGAAAGGCCAAUGUAUCAGAGAGUUACAGUCUAGCUAGCGAAUAGUCCUGCAGAAAAAGCAGAAAUGUUUUGACAUUUCUGCUCAAGGUUUGUGUGUGUGCCUUGGAGCACUGACUCAGUAAAUUACUUGGUCCCCACCUACCUACCUACGUACCUACCUACUGCAUUCUUUAAACUGUGUGAGGUGAAAACAUAUUAUGUAACGCUAGCCAACUCUUACUCAAUAUGAAAGCAGUAUUGUAAUGUUUGAGAAGGGUUUGGUAACUGUGUGAGUGUUUUUCUGUGUUUCUCCAGGACCAGCGUCUGAAGGAGAUUGGCAUGUCCACUCCUCCAUCUGCCUCCCCCAGUUCACAGUCUAUGGGCAGUGUCAACAACAACCACCACAACACCAAUCAAGGCAUGGAGCUAUUCAGCGCACCCUCCACCAACAGGUACUGCUGUUAUGACAUGGUUACGACAGGUCAUAGGAGGUUAUAUAGGGUUAUAAAGGUUGUUAUAACAGUCUAUGGGCAGUGCCAACAGCAACAACUUCCACAACACCAACAGGUAUUCCUACUGUUAUUACAUGUUAUAACAGGUAAUAGGUAUGUUAUAACAUAAUUAAUAAUAGGUAAAACUAGUAUAUAACAGUCAAUUGGUAGUGACAACAACAACAACAACCACAGUUCUUAGUACCUAAUAUAUUAGGAUCAUAGUAUGAUCAAAUCAACUAGACAGAAUAUAUUGAAAAUUGUGAAAACUCCAACUACCAAAUUUGGUUUUUAAGUGUUUUUGAGCAAGUUACUGCUUGCUGUGCAGCUUUGCUAACAUCGGUUCGGUUGUUUACAUUCAUGAAUUGUGAUGAUGCUAAUACGCUAACUCCUGGCUGUGGCGGAAGUAAAACAUUCAUUAUUGUGGAUUCUGUCACUAUGGGCCUUAAUACACAACACAAGUUAAGGGUAAAUCCACCGAAAUAUAAGUUUCACCUGAACUAUCUCUUUAAUUGUUUUGAAGAUAUUGAUUGUUUGUGCAUAGAGGGGCAAUUGAAAUCACAUUUAUUUACUCAUUGAUUUUCUUUCUCUCUCCCUCCCUCUUCCCUAUCUCCUCUCUUCUUUCUCUCUCUCUCUAGCAUGCCCAACCUCAGUAGUGAUCUCUUUGACCUGCAGCCAGCCUUCCUACCUGCUGUCCAGAGCACUCCCUCUAUCUCUACAGCCACCAGUGCCUGUGGAGGUAGGUCACACACACAUUUGGACACACACACAUGCAUGCACACAAUAUACACAUGGAUAUACACACACACACUCACAUACAGUUUCCGUUGUUUGUUUUUGUUCACUUAACCUCCUGAACUUCCGGUUCAGAUCAGGGGCAGAGAUGUAUAAUGUUGAUUAGCUGUGUAUUAUGUCACACACUACACAAGUUUAAGUUAUGUCACACACAACACAUGUAAAAACGGUUGUUCAGGCUGUCUUCUGACAAACCUUUAACUUUAGACUCAAGGUAUUUUAUCUCUGUCUUUAAAGUCAGGGUGCUUUUCAACUGUAAGAAUGUAAAAAUUCAUUUCCUGUGUAUUGGAGUUCACUCUAUUCAUGUAUUCAGUCAUUAAUGUGGUCAUUCAUUCAUCCAUCCAUUCACUUGUUUCAUCCACUUAUUGUCCAUUCAUUCAGCCAUCACUUUCUCAUCCGCUAGAAACACUGAAACGGUUACAAUAUUAUGUUGAACAUUUUGUCCAAUAAACAUUAUUUUAGAGAACAUAUGGUUCGACAGACACAGAUACCAACCAACCCAGAGGUUGAAGAGAACCUUUACAAUAGUAAUAUGUAGCCCUUAUGACCUUUGUCUCCUAGGUGCUGCUGAGCCAGCUGAGUCCUCCAUGAGUGUAGAUUUUGACGCUGUUUUCGGGGGCAGGGCUAGAGGACAGGCCAAUAACAACGUACAGCCUGCCACCGAUGGUAAAGACACACAACGGCUACGUCCCAAAUGGCAAUCUAUUCCCUUUAUAGUGCACUACUUUAGACCAGGGCCCAUAGGGCACUAGAUGGGGAAUAGGGUGCCAUUUGGGACACACACAACACAACAAUACCAACCCUAAAUAAACCUACUAAACAACCUCUGGCUUAGCUUACUGCUCCUCUAUAACAAAUAUAAUCAACUACUUUUAGUGCUGGGUCAGAUUUCUGAUUUGGUUUUGCUAAUGGCUGGUAAGUAAAUCAACCUUUUCACAUCUGGGCCUGUAUCCACAAAGCGUCGUAGUUUUUCCUUUUAGAUCAUAAUUAAUGCAAUUAUAUGGACAGAUCCUAGAUAAGCACUCCUACGCUGAGAUGCUUUGUGGAUACCUGCCCUGGUUUAGGUUUCUGGCUGGGUUUUGCUAUGGGCCAGCUAAUCCUUAGCUACAGCUUUAGGCCUGGGGUUUCUACUACCACAGUUUCAGUUUGUGUGUGUUUUAAAGCCUUCAGUAGGAAGUUCAAGGUGGCCAUCUCACUCCACUCUAUUCCAUCUGUUUGUAACUCAUCUCUUUCUCUCUCUGUGCAUAGUUUGCCAUCUCAUUCCAUUCCCAUCUGCCUGUCACUCAUCCAUUUGUCAUUCACUCCAUCCCACACUCUACACAGACAAUCCAUCUCUUUGGAGGCACUGAGGUGCUACCUUUCCAUCUGUUCUCCUCUCUUCAUCUCUUUCCCUCAUCUGUCCUCUACUCCUUCCAUUCUCCCCAUCUCAGCCUCUCCAAACACUUAGCUUAACGGUUAUUAACUCCUCUUUCUUCGUAAAAUGAACUGUCUUUCUUUCUUUCCUGCACUCUGCUCUGUAUGUUCUGGUGAGUGGGCUAGUUUUCUGAUUAUUUCAGAUUCGUUCCUUCUCUCUCCCGCCCUCCCUCCUCGCUCUCUCUCUGAGUGUGCUAGGUUUCUCUGAUCCUUCCCUUCUGUUUCCUGCUUGCAAAGCAGGAAGUUCUUACUUUAUGAAUGUGGCUCAUGACUACGUCCCAGAUGGCACCCUAUUCCCUAUAGUGCACUACUUUUGACCAGGGCACUAUAGGGAAUAGGGUGCCAUUUGGGAUGCAAAGCUAUGUCAGCACAAUGUCCAGAAGCUAGACCCCACUUCGUAAACAAAUAUUAUUCCUCCUUUUUUUUUUCUCUCUCCCUCACUUUUGUUCUGUGGUGGGAGGAUAAGAAGGGAUGGGAGGUGGCAGCUGUCUGUGCAGCUAUGUUGCGCUCCCUGGCUCUCUUUUUUUGCCCUUUUUCUCCCCUACACUACUUUGUCUUGCCCUCCUUCGAUCGGUCUUUCUCUUCUGUCACACUCUGACGACCCUUAUUUGUCUCUUUCCUCUCUCCCUCCCCCCUCCUCUCCCUCCACCAACCCUCUCCCUACCUCUCUCCUAGUAGAGGGCAAUGUGUUCCCAUUUUUAGAAUGACUGUUGACAGACCAGACCAGACCAGACCAGGGUGGUACUAAUGUAAUGUUUGCACAGUGAAUUACUCCAUGGCUGCAUCCCAAAUGGCACCCUGUGGGCCUUGGUCAAAAGUAGUGCACUAUAUAAGGAAUAGGGUGCCAUUUGGGAUAGAGCCAUGCAGUGUAACCAGACCAAUCAGCCCUGUACAGUACAGUAGUAUACCACACACCCACCGGUCAGCCUACAGUACAGCCUCUAAGUGUAAUGACUCAACAACAUGACACCACAAGCACAUACAUCCAUCAUAACACAAAUAUAGCUACUGCGGCUGAGCCUAGAAAUGGAAGGAAUGGAACAAACAUCAAUUUCUCAUACUUCUGCUACUGAGGCUGACUAGAAACUGAAGGAGUGCACAUCAACUGUUUUAGUCUAGAUUUGGAAUUAAUAUAAUCCAUCAGCAUAAUGACUCCACAACAUGUCAGCCACAGUGCCUUCAGAAAGUAUUCAUACCCCAUGACUUAUUCCACAUUUUGUUGUUAAAGCCUGAAUUCAAAAUGUGUUAAAUAGAUUUCUCACCGUUCUACACACAAUACCCCACAAUGGAUUUUUUGCAAAUGUGUUGAAAAUGAAAUACAGAAAUAUCGAAUUAAUAUACAGUACCAGUCAAAAGUUUGGACACACCUACUCAUUCCAGGGUUUUUCUUUAUUUUUACUAUUUUCUACAUUGUUGAAUAAUAGUGAGGACAUCAAAACUAUGAAAUAACACAUAUGAAUCAUGCAGUAACCAAAAAAGUGUUAAACAAAUCAAAAUAUAUUUUAUAUUUUAGAUUCUUCAAAGUAGAGGGCAAUGUGUUCCCAUUUUUAGAAUGACUGUUGACAGACCAGACCAGACCAGUGGUACUAAUCUUGAUGACAGCUUUGCACACUCUUGGCAUUCUCUCAACCAGCUUCACCUGGAAUGCUUUUCCAACAGUCUUGAAGGAGUUCCCGCAUAUGCUGAGCACUUGUUGGCUGCUUUUCCUUCACUCUGCGGUCCAACUCAUCCCAAACCAUCUCAACUGGGUUGAGGUCGGAUGAUUGUGGAGGCCAGGUCAUCUGAUACAGCACUCAUCACUCUCCUUCUUGGUCAAAUAGCUCUUACACAGCCUGGAGGUGUGUUUUGGGUCAUUGUCCUGUUGAAAAACAAAUGAUAGUCCCAUUAAGCGCAAACCAGAUGGGAUGGCAUAUCGCUGCAGAAUGCUGUGGUAGCCAUGCUGGUUAAGUGUGCCUUAAAUUCUAAAUAAAUCUCUGACAGUGUCACCAGCAAAGCACCAUCACACCACCUCUAUGCUUCACGGUGGGAACCACAGAUGCGGAUAUCAUCCUUUCACCUACUCUGCGUCUCACAAAGACACGGCGGUUGGAACCAAAAAUCUCAAAUUUGGACUAAUCAAAUCAAAAUGAAAUGUUAUUAGUCACAUGCGCCGAAUACAACCGGUGUAGACCUUACAAAAAUAAAUAAAAGUAACAAAUUAUUAAAGAGCAGCAGUAAAAUAACAAUAGCGAGGCUGUAUACAGGGGGUACCGGCACAGAGUCGAUGUGCGGGGGCACCGGUUAGUCGAGGUAAUAUGUACAUGUAGGUAGAGUUAUUAAAGUGACUAUGCAUAGAUAAUAAACAGAGAGUAUGGCAUGGGGGUAGAAGCUGUUUAGAAGCCUCUUGGACCUAGACUUGGCGCUCCAGUACCUCUUGCCGUGCAGUAGCAGAGAAAACAGUCUAUGACUAGGGUGGCUGGAGCUUUUGACAAUUUUUAGGGCCUUCCUCUGACACCGCCUGGUGUAGAGGUCCUGGAUGGCAGGAAGCUUGGCCCCAGUGAUAUACUUGGCCGUACGCACUACCCUCUGUAGUGCCUUGCGGUCAGAGGCCGAGCAGUUGCCAUGCCAGGCAGUGAUGCAACCAGUCAGGAUGCUCUCGUGGUGCAGUUCUAGAACCUUUUGAGGAUCUGAGGACCCAUGCCAAAUCUUUUCAGUCUCCUGAGGGGGAAUAGGUUUUGUCGAGCCCUCUUGGUGUGCUUGGACCAUGUUAGUUUGUUGGUGAUGUGGACACCAAGGAACUUGAAGCUCUCAACCUGCUCCACUACAGCCCCGUCGAUGAGAAUGGGGGCGUGCUCGGUCAGCUUAUUUUUCCUGUAGUCCACAAUCAUCUCCUUUGUCUUGAUCACGUUAAGGGAUAGGUUGUUGUCCUGGCACCACACGGCCAGGUCUCUGACCUCCUCCCUAUAGGCUGUCUCGUCGUUGUCGGUGAUCAGGCCUACCGCUGUUGUGUCAUCAGCAAACGUAAUGAUGGUGUUGGAGUCGUGCCUGGCCAUGCAGUCAUGAGUGAACAGGGAGUACAGGAGUAGACUGAGCACACACCCCUGAGGGGCCCCCGUGUUGAGGAUCAGCGUGGCGGAUGUGUUGUUACCUACCCUUACCAUCUGGGGACGGCCCGUCAGGAAGUCCAGGAUCCAGUUGCAGAGGGAGGUGUCUAGUCCCAGGGUCGUGAAGCAUGGUGGUGGCAGCAUCAUGCUAUGGGGAUGCUUUUCAGCGGCCGGUACUGGGAGACUGGUAAGGAUAGAGAGAACAAUGAAUGGAGCCAAAUACAGGCAAAUCCUUGACGGGAGCCUGCUUCAGAGUGCCAACGACCUUAGACUAGGGUGAAGAUUUACUUUCCAACAUGACAAUGACCCCAAGCAUACAACCAAAGCAAUGCUGUAAUGGCUUCAGAACAAGAAUGUGGAAGUCCUUGAGUGGCCCAGCCAAAGCCCAGACUUGAAUCCCAAUUGAAAAUCUGUGGAAAGACUUGAAGAUUGCUGUUCACCACCGCUCCCCAUCUAACUUAACAGAGCUUGAGGAAAUCUGCAAUGAAGAAUGGAAGGAAAUCCACAAAUCCAGAUGUGCAAAGCUUAUACAGAUAUACCCAAGACGACUCAAAGCUGUAAUCGACACCAAAGGUGCUUCUACAAAGUAGUGACUCGGGUGUGAAUACUGCAAAAAUUAAGAAAAACAUGUUUUUACUUUGUCAAUAUGGGCUAUUAUGUGUAAAUGGGUGAGGUGGGAAAAAAUCAAUUUAAUACAUUUUGAAUUCAGGCUGUAAAUUGAAUAUGUCAAGGGAUAUGAAUACUUUCUGAAGGCAAUGUAAAUCCAGUAUAACACAAAUACUGCUGCUAAGCCUAGAAAUAUGAUACAUAGAUUGGACACAGCUACUUAGCCCUGAGCGUAGAAUUAAAAGCAACCUUUUGACUGUAUGACUCUGUCAUGAUACUGAACAGAUGGAUUGCGAUCCCACAACCUGAUCUUGCCUCCCAAGUCCUCUUUUCUCUUGAGUCAAAUCUUUCCUGCAUGUGCGUUGCUUUUCUUUUAACCUCAUAUCCCAUCUGUGUGUGAUCCUGGCCUAUGCUUUGUGUUUGUCUAAUCUCUGUGUAUGUAUAAUGCAAUUAAAUGUAUGUCUCCUGUGGACCUAUCCUCCAGGGUUUGACGCUCUAGGGGACCUGCUGAAGCCCACAGUGCCCAGCCACAACCAGGCUCCUCCGAUGGCCCUGCACCACCCCGGCCAUCCCCACCCCGGUCACCCCCAUCCAGGGCACCCAGGAGGCAAGCUGCUGGCCAAUGACCUCGACUCGUCCCUUGCCAACCUCGUAGGCAGUGAGUACUGUACAGACAUACAUAUUGUUCUUUUGGAUCCUCUCAUCUGUCUGUUUCCACCUCUUUCUCCCUUCUGCCUCCAUUUGUUUCAGUUUCUUUCUCUUUGUGCAUUCUCCUUACUCCUCAUGUGACUCUCUUUUCUCCCUCCCUCUUCUCUCCCCCUUGGUCUUGCCCUCUAGUGAAUAUCUCUGCCCGUGGUAGAGUUGUCAAUAGAGACAUUUGAGCCAGGCUAAUGGUAGUGGAUGGCCUAUCUGCCAGAGCUCUGGCCAGAGAACUAUUGGCAGGCAGGGAGAGGACACAGAGAGAGAGGAACCCAGUAGGGAGGCACUGGUCUCAGUCUACAGUAUGUUUAGGAGCCUUCACUACCAGCCAGGGCUGGCCGGCUCUCUUUCUUUCUGUCUCGCUGUCUUUUAGAUACUCGCUCACCUUCUUUCUCUCCCUCUAAUGCUUUUGCUCUCUCCCUCUCUUCUCUCUCUUGCUCUCCUCUUUCUCUCUCUGUCUCACCAUCCCUCGCUCUCUCUUCCUCAGAUCUGCAGUUCGGAGGAGCCCCAGCCAAGAAGUAAGUGUAGUAGUUGUGAUGUGUGUCGCAUGCGUGCGUGUAUGAGUUGGGAAGUGAUGUAGUGCCAGACUACUGCAGCGUUUUCCCCUAGAUAAUGGAAGGCUAUGGCGGGCUGCCAUCCUACAGUUCUCCAGUCCCAGGCAGCCCCUGCUCAAAACACACAGUUGUCUGCUUCAAGACAUGAAACACAGAACUAAAAUAAACUUGAAUAAGUAUUUAGUGCACGGAAGUUAUACUAGUGUUUUUAAUUACAAAACAAUAAUGUUUUGUAUAACCAAUCAACAAUGGAACAGACUGACUGCAGUGUUUUCCCUAGACGAUAGACUAUAUGGCGGACUGCCAUCCCACUCUACUGUACUAGGGCGAGCCGACUCAAAGCCAACACUGAAAAGCUUCUGUGCUGCUCAAAUCUGUUGAAAAAGAAAUUGAAACUAAAAUAACUUGCCUGCAUUAUUCAAAUCUGCAGGAUUUUACCUGUAACAAGACACACGUUGAGACCUAGUGAAGAACUCGAGCUACAAUAUUGUAAUAAUAUAUUUUAUUUGUAACACGCUUUUCAAAAACACACACAGUCUUGUGUAACUAACCAAUUCAGUCCCUUUCAAAAUCCUGUUUUCCCUAAAACUAACCCUAGCUCCUAAACCUAAUUCUAACCUUAACCCUAAACCCCAUUAGAAAUAGUAUUUGACCUUGUGGCGACUAACAAAAUGUCCCAAGUUGGUCAAAUCUUUGUUCGUUUACUAUUCUUGUGGGGACAAGUAUAGUUAAACACGUCCACACCUGUAUAAUAUCCAUGGUAACAGUUGAUUAACGAGUGUGGUGUUUUUGCGCGGUGCAUUUUGUCGCUGUGUGCUCCGGUGUUCAGGCCAGACAUGCAGUGGAGUCAGCCUGGAGAGAAGAAGCUAACUGGGGGACACAACUGGCAGAGCAAGACCAUGACUACCACCACGGCAUGGAACCCUGCUCCCAUGGCCCCUGCACCCAUGCCUGUACAACACAUGGUGAGUAGUAGUGUGUUUGUGUGUUAUGUAUGUUAUCUGUUUAGAGAUGAUGUCCAGGUGCAGUAGAGAUGCUCUAGCCAAGACUGAGUGCUGAGCUUGCCAAUAGAUGAUUGUCCUCCUGAUCUCUUCUACAAUACUGGCUGAUUGUGGAAAUCUGUCACUAACCCCUGGCUUCUUCUCUUCCUCCUUCCUGCCCUCCCCUCUGUCUCUUUGUCUCUUUGUCGUCGCUGUAAUUAUCGUCUUCUGUCUCUGGCCCGCUCGCUUCUUUCUCUAUCACUCGUUUCUCUCUAUCGCUCUUUUUUUCCCUUUCUUUUGAAAUAUCCUGUUUGCGUUGUCAUCCUCCUUCCCCUUAUCCUGUUUUUGCUGCGUUUAAUUAACCUUCCUCAUUCCCUCUCUCUCUCUGUCUCUCUCUCUCUGUCUCUCUAUCUCUCUGUCUGUCUCUCUGUCUCUGUCUGUCUCUGUCUCUCUGUGCGUCCUUGCCAUGCAGAAUGGGAUGUUCUAUGCCAGUUAUGUAAGUAGUAGGUUAUGUCCCAAAUGGAAGCCUAUUCCCUAUAUAGUGCACUACUUUUCACCAGGGGCCUAUCUAGUCUGUUUAGAGAGAUUUCUGGUCUUUGUUACGAUUCUCGACCCAGAAGUGUAUACUCGUUGUGAAGUGUACUCUCACUCCUCCUUAUGCAUUUUAUAGCAUCCGAUUGGUGCAAGCAUGGCUGAAGAAAGUUUCCACCAUAUUUCUUACACCAGUCCAUUUGUUUUAAAUCCAUGAGGGGGAGUGUAUUGAGUGUACACCCCGGGUCAGUAUCAGCUCAGUGCGAUCUCUGCCUCCUGCAUUCCUCCCCUACUUGUUGUUUGUUUUAAAAGAUAAGAGGGUUUUUUCCUUGUAGUUGAAACGGUUUCCUCACCUUACUGCCACCUGCCUUUAUUUCUACCAGGGAGAGGCAAUCUACUGUUCUCGUUAGGUGCUUAACUGAUAACAAAUUAGCCUAGUGCAGUAUUUUAAAGGAACACUGCUCUAGUCAAUUCGAUUUGUACAACCUCACUUCCAUGCGUGUUAUUUUACCUGUGUUUAUCUGUAGUUGUUUAUUUUACCUGUGUUUAUCUGUAGUUGUGAAUGUGAUGGUGUCCAUGAGCAUUAGUGAUGUCAUUACCUGUACCGCCUUCCCUGUAUAGACUCCCCUUUUAGCUCCUCCGCUGCACUCUUUUUGAGUUGCUAAUCAGGUCUCUCUUUCUCUUCUCUAACAGGCUCCAGCUCCUAUGACAUUCCCCAUGACGACACCGCAAGUGCCUAUGUAUGGAAUGGUCAGUACUGCUCAAUGCUCACACGCUACAAGACACAUUUAACUUUACAUGUAUAACCUAGGAUGUAUUGUGAUAGGAGAAUUACCAUGGCCUGGGGUGGUCUAGCAGUUAGGGCCGCUCAAAUCCGACGCAAAUCUCUCUCUCUCGCGCGCUCUCUCUCGCUCUCUCUCUCUGCCUCUCCCCUUUCUCUCGCUCUCUCUCUUUUUUCAAAAAAACUAAAGUGUAACCAACAAAGAGACAACCUACUUGAGUACUGGAAAAUGUUUCUAUCUCAGGUCCCUCCUCAAAUGGGUCAGAUUGGGGGUGUACAGUUGAUGGCCCCCCAGCCCAUGAUGUACAACCAGCCUGUACUCAGACCCACAAAUCCCUUCGCCCCCAUGCCUGGAGCCCAGGUAACCUCUCACCAUUUCUACAGCCCGACCACCUUACACCAUAAUACCACACCCCUUUACACCCCACAAACCUCUGUCACCAUCCCUAAAGCCCAGGGAACCCUCCCCCCAACCCUU
Coregonus sp. 'balchen' is the source of this 21759-nucleotide messenger RNA. The record is from the annotation of a GenBank genome assembly. Lineage: Eukaryota; Metazoa; Chordata; Actinopteri; Salmoniformes; Salmonidae.